Molecule: messenger RNA, 414 nt
Organism: Periconia digitata
Lineage: Eukaryota; Fungi; Ascomycota; Dothideomycetes; Pleosporales; Periconiaceae
Source: the annotation of a GenBank genome assembly
UUCUCGUACCAGAGGGUAGCCCAAUCGUUGGCUUGUUCCUCGGUUCGUACAGCCCCUGAUCUCCACAGGAGAUUCCCGUAGAAUGAGAUGGGUUUUCCCAUGAGAAGAUCCGUAUAUUCCCUGAACUCCUGCAGCAACGGCGCAUUUCCAUCGAUAAGGUUGUUCAUCUCGAUGGCGGUGGCGUCGAGCUCGACGUGGGUCAGAUCAUCUCUGGUUAGUGUGGAUUGCAGAGAAUCGAAGUCCUUGGAGAACUUCUCGAAACGGUCCAUGUAAGAUUUGCCUUUUUCGAGGAUCUCGUCGAUGGUUUGGUGGGCCAAGUCAUUGGCUGCAUCUCCAUGAGUGAUUUUGGCUACCUCUUCUGGGCAGGACAUUCUUUAUGUAGAGGUAUCGUUUUUUUGUUGAGGUUGAGAUUUU